Didymodactylos carnosus is the source of this 390-nucleotide messenger RNA. The record is from the annotation of a GenBank genome assembly. Lineage: Eukaryota; Metazoa; Rotifera; Eurotatoria; Philodinida; Philodinidae.
AUGUACGCUGUUAUCAAAUCAAAAUUAGCUUUGAUUCAACUUGCUGUUUUAUUAUGCAUUUUACUUAUUCAAGUUCAUGGAACACCAACAGCUGAUGAACGACACACGAUUUAUCUUGAAACAUGUCAAGCAAAUUGUGAUGAAAUAACAACUGGUAGUAAAAGAAAAGAAUGUAGUGGUCAAUUUUGUCCAAAUUAUGUUAAUUAUUUAAUUAAUGGUGUAGUAAAUGAUGUUCCACCCUCAUCGGUUAGUGGAGAUAAAAAAGAAGUGGAACAAUUUUGUGCAAAUUGGAUGGUAAAAUUAAUUGAUUCAUUUGGUUGGCAUGCACGUAUUCAUUUGAAUUUGAAAGAGUGUAUGUGUGCUGCAUCAACACAAUGUAUUGUUAAAUAA